Molecule: messenger RNA, 924 nt
Organism: Eruca vesicaria subsp. sativa (arugula)
Lineage: Eukaryota; Viridiplantae; Streptophyta; Magnoliopsida; Brassicales; Brassicaceae
Source: the annotation of a GenBank genome assembly
AUGGAGUUACAAGCUCGUCUUUCUGAUCCACACAGUGGACACAGGGCGAGUUAUGGGAGUGUUGACUAUUAUCAUUCAAGCAACAGAAGAAAUAAAAACAGUAUCUCGCACCACUCUAAUCGAAUCAUCCGAGAACGUGAAGCAAAUACACGACAUCAUGGUUAUAAAAAAGAACAUCGCUACGUUCCAUAUCAACGAAAAGGGACUCAGACUUGGCGAGCUAAAAGAAAGAACAUAAUCUCUGAGGUAAAAAUGGUGGCAAGUCUUGUGAAUAGAGAAAAUAUGGAUAAUUGUGCAAUUGUUUCUUAUGAAAAAACGCAAGGAAGCAGUAAGCCUUUACAUGGUGAUAUUCAUCAUCAUGAAACGGUAGCUACGAAAGAUAGAGGAGUGCUGCAAGGUAUUAGACUGGCUAGUGUCAUUGUCUCUCUGGAAUUGCAGUCUUAUGCUACGGGGGAUAAUGUCAAUUUUGGUAAUAAGAGUGUGGAAAGGUCCUUAACGUUCUUACCACAAGCUUCAGCCACUGCGAGAGGUGAUGAUCAUAUCAUUGAAGCCCUGAGUGGUAUGGAGUUAGAGAUAGCUGGAGAUGUUGACAUGCUGGCCUGUGAUGAUGAUCAUUUCGAUGAAGAAUUGAUGGAUCUCGAAGUUAAAUCAAAAUCUAACAUGGUCGCUGGACCUUCAACAGCUAAAGGAAAUAAUAAAGAGCCAAAGAUUACAAGGAGAGACUCCAAAAGGAAUCCCCCUUUGGGGAUCCAAAAAAAGAAGCCAGAUUUUCAUCGCCGUGGUUCUCCACGCAUACGGUCGAUUAUCUCAUCUGUUCAGAAGAUACAUGGAGAGAGGGACAAGUCACGACAGUCUCACCAUAGUACUAACAAAUCUCAGGGAGUAGGGACCAUUUUGACAUCCGUAAACAGGGGUGUGGAGUAA